UCCGGAGGGGCGUCAGACAGCGUUAGGGACGUGAGCGGAUCUCAGACCAGCAUCCUCCUAUUUAAGGUCCGCGGCCCGUGUUUCUCGCGGACUCGAGCGCUUCUUCACCUUAUAAGGGUCAGACCCGGAGGACUGGGAUGAUAAAGAUGAUGAUGAAGGUGAAGGUGAUGGGUCGUUCGGGACUGAGCCGCGAGGAUCUGGUUUAGUUGAGUUGAGUCUGCGUGGUUCUCGUUCAUGCCCGUCGUUACCCUGCAGGUCACCGGGUGGGAUGUCGUGGAUGCGUGUUGCGACUCUGGAGCCGAUGGGAGCUGCUGCAGCAUCAUGAGCUGCCAUGACGCCGGAGGGCGCCGGCGUUACGAGGACUCGGAGUUCACGUUGCGCGUGUAUCCCGGCGCUCUGUCCGAGGGCACCAUCUACUGCCCCGUGUCGGCGCGCAAGGUGACGUCGGCGGCGGAGGUCAUCGAGCGCGUGAUCGAGCGGCUUCAGCUGGACCGCGCCCGUCUCUACGUGCUCGCCGAGGUCAAGGAGUUCGGCGGCGAGGAAUGGAUCCUGAACCCGUGCGACUGCCCCGUGCAGCGUAUGAUGCUGUGGCCGCGCAUGGCGCUGGAGAACCGGCUGGCCGGGGACGAUUAUCGCUUUCUGCUGCGCGAGAAGGAUUUGGACGGAUCCAUCCGCUACGGCAACCUGCAGAUGUGGCUUCGCGUGACGGAGGAGCGCCGGAGGAUGGUGGAGCGCGGACUCCUCCCGCAGCCGCCGUACGUGGACGACCUCUGCGCGCUGCCCGACCUGAACGAGCGCACCCUGCUGGAGAACCUGCGCGGACGCUUUCGGCAGGAGAAGAUUUACACGUACGUCGGCGGGAUCCUGAUCGUCAUCAACCCCUUCAAGUUCCUGCCCAUCUAUAACCCCAAAUACGUUAAGAUGUACGAUAAGCAGCGUCUGGGCAAGCUGGAGCCGCACAUCUACGCCGUGGCCGACGCGGCGUAUCACGCCAUGCUACAGCGGCGGAGGAACCAGUGCAUCGUGAUCUCGGGGGAGAGCGGCUCGGGGAAGACGCAGAGCACCAACUUCCUCAUCCACCACCUGACGGCGCUCAGCCAGAAGGGCUUCGCCAGCGGCGUGGAGCAGAUCAUCCUCGGAGCCGGCCCGGUGCUGGAGGCUUUUGGAAAUGCCAAAACGGCCCAUAACAAUAAUUCCAGCCGCUUCGGCAAGUUUAUUCAAGUCAACUAUCAGGAGAGCGGGACUGUGAGAGGAGCUUAUGUGGAGAAGUAUCUUCUGGAAAAAUCCCGACUGGUUUAUCAGGAGCACAAUGAGAGGAACUAUCAUGUGUUUUACUACCUGCUGGCCGGAGCGAGUGAAGAAGAAAGAAAAGCGUUUCAUCUCCUGAAACCAGAGGAGUAUCACUACCUGAACCAGAUAACAAAGAAAGUCCACAGACAGCACUGGGGAAAUUACUGUGAGACCGAGCUGGACUGCUUCACGGUGGAAGGUGAAGACCUGAAGCAUGAUUUCGAGCGGCUCCAGCUGGCCAUGGAGAUGGUGGGCUUCCUGCCGGCCACCAGGAAGCUGAUCUUUUCGCUGCUGUCUGCGAUUCUUCUCCUGGGAAACAUCCGUUACAAGAAGAAGACGUACAGAGACGACUCCAUCGAUAUCUGUAACCCAGAGGUGCUUCCCGUCGUCUCUGAACUGCUGGAGGUGAAGGAGGAGAUGCUCUUCGAGGCUCUGACCACGAGGAAGACGGUGACGGUGGGCGACAGGCUCAUUGUGCCGUACAAACUGGCCGAGGCCGGGACGGUGAGGGACUCGAUGGCCAAAUCUCUGUACGGUGCUCUGUUUGACUGGAUUGUGUUUCGUACAAACCACGCUCUGCUCUACAACAAAGACCUGGAGGAUUCAGACAAGAUCCUCUCCAUCGGCGUCCUGGACAUCUUCGGCUUCGAGGACUACGAGAACAACAGCUUCGAACAGUUCUGCAUCAACUUCGCCAACGAGACGCUGCAGCAUUACUUCAACCAGCACGUCUUCAAACUGGAGCAGGAGGAGUACCGCUCUGAGGGUAUCAGCUGGCACAUGAUAGACUACAUUGAUAACACGGCCUGCAUCAAUCUGAUCAGUAAGAAGCCCACGGCUCUGCUCCACCUGCUGGACGAGGAGUGCAAUUUUCCGCAGGCGUCUAACCAGACUCUGCUGGACAAGUUCAAGCGGCAGCACGAAGGAAACGUCUACAUCGAGUUCCCCGCCGUCAUGGAGCCGGCGUUCAUCAUCAGACACUACGCCGGCAAAGUCAAGUACAGCGUCAAGGAUUUCCGGGAGAAGAACACGGAUCACAUGCGUCCAGAUAUCGUGGCUCUGCUGAAGAGCAGCCGAAACGCGUUCAUCUGCGGCCUGAUGGGAAUCGAUCCGGUGGCCACCUUCCGCUGGGCCGUGAUCCGAGCUUAUUUCCGGGCGCUCGUUGCCUUCAGAGAAGCCGGGAGACGACACCAAGAGAAGAAGACCACGACGAGCGGUUCUGAUGGUCCGGUUCAGAAUCAGAAAAGCGUAGACAGCUUCAGUUUUCUUCAUCAUCCUGUUCACCAGCGGAGCCUUGAGAUCCUGCAGCGAUGCAAAGAUGACAAAUACAAUUCAUGCCUCGGCCGGAGAAGCCCACGGACUCCUCUCUCAGACCUGCAGGGAACAAACACAUUCAGUGACAAAAUGAGCCGGAGGAGCGAGCGCGUCCCGUCUCUCGAGGACGAGGGGAUCUUCGUCAACUCGGUGAAUAAUAAGCUGCUGGAGCGAGCUCAGGGCAUCCUCAUGAGAAACAAGAACUACAAGAGCAGGCCCAGCCUCCCGAAGCACCUGCUGGACGUGAAGUCACUGAAGUAUCUGAGCGGCCUGACGCUUCACGACAGAAUCACCAAAUCCCUGCUGCACCUUCACAAGAAGAAGAAACCUCCGAGCAUCAGCGCUCAGUUCAACGUGUCUCUGAAUAAGCUGAUGGAGACUCUGGGACAGUCGGAGCCGUACUUUGUGAAAUGCAUCCGCUCGAACGCAGAGAAGCUUCCUCUGCGUUUCAACGACACUCUGGUGCUGAGACAGCUACGAUACACCGGCAUGCUGGAGACGGUCAGGAUACGACGCUCUGGAUACAACGUUAAAUACAGCUUCCAGGAUUUUGCUCAUCACUUCCGGGUGCUGUUACCCGCGGGCUUUCACUCUUCUCAGACGGGAAUCAGACAGUUCCUGCAGAGCCUUGACCUCGAGCCUCAUGGACACCAAGUGGGAAGAAGCACGGUGUUCCUGCGGGAGCGUCUGCGUCAGCGUCUGCAGGAGCAGCUUCAUCAGGAGGUUCUGAGGAGGAUCGUGUGUCUUCAGAGGAGCUUCAGGACGCAGCGGGAGAGGAGACGCUUCUGCAGACAGAGACGAGCCGCUCGACUCGUACAGCGCUGGUGGAGGGCCUGUCUGAGCCGCUCUGAUGCCGAGCUCCAGCAGGGGGCGGUGCUGCGUCUGCAGGCGGCCUGGAGAGGCUUCAGAGAGCGCCGGCUGUUCCUGCGGCGGAGGAGAGCGGUGCUGGUCAUCCAGACCUUCUGGAGGAGAGUCCUGGAGACACGGCGCUCGGCCGCACGCCUCAUACAGACCGUCUGGAGGAGCUUCAGAGACAGACGGAGAUUCCUGCAGCAGCGCAGAGCCGCCGUCACGCUACAGGCCGCCUGCAGGGGACAGAGAGACAGACACAGGUGCCGCAUCCUUCGAGAGCAGCGCCGCGGAGAGCGAAGCCUCUGUGAAAACACUGUGAUCAAAAGUUUACACGCCCCUCAAACCCCUCGAGAAGCUCCCAGGUCUGCAGACGACAGCACGCUGAAGAGCCGCUCCAAGCGGGAGAGCAGGAGGCAGCGGGAGCUCCAGCAGGCCAGCUUCAGCCUCCAGCUGCUCAAAGUGCGCUCCGGCUCGGUGGACGACCCUCAGGUCUCCAGACGUCUUCCCUCGGACGGCCAAGAAAGCCCCGAGGAGCCUGAGGAGAACCGGAGCGCCGCCAAACCUCACUUCUACAUCGCAGAUGAGGAGAGCAGCCCGGUCAGGCAGCCUCGGGAGAAGAAGGAGUCGGUCGUGGUCAUCAUCCGCAUGCAGAAGGAGAACCCUGUGGACCGGAGAACCGCGGAGAACCGCGAGGACGGCUCGUCUUCUCCGGAUCGCCCUGAGCCGCCUUCUUCCGAAGCCCUCCGGCUGGACUCGAGGGACUCGCUUCGGGAAGAGCCUUCGGAGGAGAAGAAGGAGGUCCAGAAGAAGACGGUUUCUCAGAGCAUCAGCAUCAGCAUGAAGGAGAAGACCUUCUCUCCCAAACGCAGCAGGCUGACCUUCUCCAAGUCAGAUAAAGACCUGGUGAAUCAGGAGCGAUCGCUGGCCAUCCAGAGAGAGGCGGGCUUCAGAUCCCUGAAAAACAGAGAGUCGUCUCAGAAAGAGCAGAAGAGGAUCCAGAAGACCAUGUCGUCCGGAGACCUCGGGAAAAUGGAUUCGCUCCGGAAGUCGUUCUCACAAACCGACGGCAGGGUCAGAGGCAAAAUGCGUUUCUGGAGUAAGAGCAAACAUGGAGAUAAAAAGGUGUCCAGCAGGGGACGCUCCGCAGAUUCAGAGCUCGGCGAGCCGAGGAACGACUCUCCUCCGGGAAGCCCUGGCCGGGCCGGACUGUCGGAGCGCGGACGGGACAGCAAGGAGAACCGCGAGCCGAUGAUGGGCGUGAUGUCCAUGAAGAGGAGACGCAGCGUGAAGAUCAGCAGCGUGUCUCUAGAGUCGUCUGUCUGGCAGAACGACGCGCUGCACAUCCUCACCAGCACCGCAGACUACCGCAGCAUGAACGACUUCCUCAUGAAGAAGAUCAGCGAUCUGGAAGCUGAAGACGGUCAGAAGGACACUCCGGUGGAUGUGGUUUUCAAGAAGGCCCUAAAAGAGUUCCGCCUCAACAUCUUCAACUCGUACUCUACCGCUCUCGCCAUGGACGACGGCAGGAGCAUUCGUUAUAAAGACCUCUACGCUCUGUUCGAACACAUCUUAGAGAAGAACAUGCGUCUGGAGCAGAGAGACUGGAGCGAGUCGCCGGUGAAAGUCUGGGUCAACACCUUCAAAGUCUUCCUCGAUGAGUUCAUGACCGAGUACAAGCCGAUGGACGGGACCAUCAGUAAGGCUCCUAAACCCGAGAGAAAGAAGAGGAGAAAAAAGGAAUCAGACACCGUGGAGGAGCACAUGGGCCACAUCUUUAAAUCCACUCAGUACAGCAUCCCGACCUACUGCGAGUUCUGUUCGUCUCUCAUCUGGAUGAUGGACAAAGCGUGCGUCUGCAAACUCUGUCGCUAUGCGUGUCACAGGAAGUGCUGUCUGAGGAUGACCACCACAUGUAGCAAGAAGUUUGACCCCGAGCUGUCUUCACGGCAGUUUGGGGUAGAGUUGUCUCGUUUAACGAGCGAUGAGAGAGCCGUCCCUCUGGUGGUGGAGAAGCUGAUCAACUACAUCGAGAUGCACGGCCUGUACACCGAGGGCAUCUACAGGAAGUCUGGAUCCACAAAUAAAAUCAAAGAACUCAAGCAGGGGCUGGACACCGAUGCUAACAGCGUGAAUUUAGACGACUACAACAUCCACGUGAUCGCCAGUGUGCUGAAGCAGUGGUUGCGUGACCUUCCGAACCCCCUCAUGACCUUUGAACUCUACGAGGAGUUUCUCAGGGCUAUGGGUCUGCAGGAUAAGCGUGAGGUGGUUCAGGGGGUUUAUUCGGUCGUCGAUCAGCUCAGCCGGACUCACCUGAGCACGCUGGAGAGACUCAUAUUCCACCUGGUCCGGAUCUCGUUCCAGGAGGAGACGAACCGCAUGUCCGCCAACGCUCUGGCCAUCGUGUUUGCGCCCUGCAUACUGCGCUGUCCCGACACCACCGACCCGUUACAGAGCGUCCGGGACAUCGGCAAGACCACCGCGUGUGUGGAGCUGAUCAUCUGCGAGCAGAUGAGGAAAUAUAAAGCCCGCCUGAAGGACAUCAACACGCUGGAGUUUGCUGAGAACAAAGCCAAGAGUCGUCUGACGCACAUCCGGCGCUCGAUGAAGCCUGUACUAAUUGCGGUUAGGUUUAUUGGCAUUACAAGAAGUGCCACGCCGCCAAACGUAGUGAAAAAGGGCAAGGCGCGUUUACGUAAAAGCGGCCGUCACACGCCCUCACCACCCUUGAGCCCUCGGGCGGCCGAGAGGGAGGAGCCAGGCGAGGAGGGGGCGGAGCCUGGGCUGAGCGAGCAGCAGCAAGCGGCCAUGCAGCAGGAGGAGAAGGUUCUGACUCAGCAGAUAGAAAACCUGCAGAAAGAGAAGGAAGAGCUGACCUAUGAGAUGCUGGCUCUGGACCCCAGAGCGUCCGAUGACGAGAUGCUGGAGUCGGAGGCGUCCAUCGGGACAGCGGACAGCUCCGAAAACCUCAUGGAGUCGGAAGGCGCCGCGUCCGAUCAGUGGGAAAAAGGCCCCGGCGCGGCGUCGGCGAGCCGCUGGAGGAAGUCCGAGUCCAAAAGCAGACGUGGUUUACGUCGUCAGCCUGAAUCUCUGGACUCGGUGGACUCGGCCGUAGCCUCGCUGUCGUCCGUGUCGUCCACGCCUCACUACCGCUUCCGCUCGUCCUCCUCCGGGCCGCUGUUUUCGUCCGGCUCUCCCGGGGACUUGCACAUUCUCCCCGACCAGGAGGGCCCCGAACAGGCUUCCCUGACCACCCGAUGUGCCUCCAGCUCCGAGAAAACCCACCCGCGGCCCAGAGCCAACCGAAGCUGCCCGCCCAAGCCCCGCGAGCCGGGAGAGGGCGUCAGCGGCGGCCGGAGACGAGAGCAUGACUUCGCUUCUUCUCAGCCUUUGGUGCUGUAUGGGAGCAACGAAUUUAUGGUGUGACGGCGAUGGCGUCCAACGUUGGCCGGAGCGGGGUCGAAGCAGAAACACCAAUGGAUGUCCGAAAAACUUUCCAAGCGAAAGAGAACGUGCUUGAAAAUCAACCAUCAAUUGCUCACCCUUCCAGUGAACGAAAUGCAAGGAAGGUACUAAAAACGAUGCUGGUGAACGACCUACUGACUGUAACGGACCUGCUGGACCGGUCUGUUUUUCACAACAAGAAUACGUGAACAGGGAAAGAGCGGUUUUUAGCCAACGCGCAAUGUCCAUUUUUCAUGUUUACAGAACUGAGCCAAUGAGAAGUCCAGCGACUUCGACUGACUGCAUGCCGUAUUGCUACCAUUUUGUUUUCACUCUAUGAUUAAAACCUUUGAUAAAGUGCUAAAUAUGUAAAAUAAUAUUAUAUUAUUGAUAAGGGUCGAACGAAUCGUGUAAAUAGCUGCUGCUGGUUGAACCGCGUGAGAAUAACGUCUUUAUGUGUUGCAGAUUGAAAACUAGAGCGCGUGAAUCUGGUGUCCGUGUGUUGUUUCUUAUGGGUGACUCUGACGAAAACGCACACCGUUUAGGUCUCAUUUCAUCCCGUUUUUUGCUUAAAGCAAACGAGCUCGCAAAAGCGGGGUUGGUCUGACCUGGACGAGCGCUUUAACCCACGUCAUUUGCUUUUUUUCCCUCAAGAAAACGCAUUGUCCAUUCAGACGAAAAAGCAAAAGGAUGAUGAAAAGUCAGAUUCGUGCGUUUGUCUCAUAAUCCUUUGCCGCGCUUUUGUUGCCAUCCUUUUCUUUUUCAUCAGUGUUUACGUACGACCAAAUCAGGACUUGAAAAUGUAUUUAGUUUUUUGGUAAAUUUGCUUUUUUAAAGUGCAUUGCGUUUUACACAUGCUGAUAUUUUAUCGUGAAAUUCAAGUUUAUUAAUAUCUUCGGCGUUCCGUUGUUAAAUCUGGAGUCACGCGUUUAUCCUUUCUGUUUAUUUAGGGCUAAUUUAUCACCAACCUCCUCCGCUGUGGAUUUUUUUUACCCUUUAAACUGUCAUUAGUAGAUUAACAUAGCAGUCAAGUUCACGGAAAACCGGCUCAAAGCUCAAAGCGCGGACUAUAUAGUACGUUCACGCAGUCAACGUUGCUGUUUAUGUGCAGGGAAUGUGUCUCCAGAAGCUGUUUACUCUUUCGAUGUGCUGUUACAGAUAUCUACGUCUAUAUCUAUGUCAUAUCAUUCAUAGCCUAUUGCAAGAAACCAUCGCCAUGGUGCAAUAUCUCAAGAGACAUUAAGCUAUGUUUUUAUGUUCUGAUAAGUAUACUCGGGUACUGUCCUAACCACUAAAGCUCAGAGACAGGCAGUAAGAAGGAAACUUGUUUGUGAAUGUAAUCACUGUAGCAUGCCACACUAUUGUCAAAUUUCUCUUUUACGGCUACUGUAUUUAAGACCACGUUUGAGGCCGGAAACAUACUCUGUGCAAAAAAGCCCAAAUCCAAAUAACAUAUUAGCGCAAAUAGCAGUGCGGUCGCUAAUUUUGUGUGAGAAAGGUCUGUUGUCCGUUCUUCGCCACGCCGGAGUUAACGUCACCGCACCUUAACUCUUCGUAGCUUGUAACUGGUUCGCGGAGGCCAUCUCUGCCACUUCAGCGAGUCAUAAAAGGUGAAAAAGAUUACGUCACAAUUUGCAAUCAUGACUUUAAAAGUUGCGUUUGACAAAGAUGGAAACAUGACACACCGUACGAAGUCAUAAUUACGACAUAUAAAGUCGAAAUUGAGUUUGCCGCCAUUAUCAUGUACCAAGUCAUCGUUAUGAUUUUAAAGUUUGACAAAAGGUAAGAAUUCUGAGAUAAAAGUUCACAUUAUGGCUUUAAAAUUUAAACAACACAGAAAGUCGAAACUUACUUUAAAAGCUGAUACCGGCGUGCUAAAUUGCGAUUCUAACAAAUCAAAAAAGAGAUAUAAAGGCAAAAGGUAUUUGUAUCGAUUUCGACAUAUCUCAAAACUAUGCAUUUUUAUCAUUUUGAUUUUUUAAGGUCGUAAUUACGUCAUCAGAAGUUGCGGAAGUGGGCUUCAGUAACCGGAUGUGUUGCAAUCAGUCGUUUAACUCCUUAACCCGAGUUUAGGUUGCUACCGUAGCAAUAAGCACGUGGUCAGGUUAACUAGCAUUACCUUAUUUUUCUCAAAAUCUCCAUCCAAGAUGUAAAAAACAAACAAAUACCGGCCGUUUCGGUAAUGAGCUUUAGGCGCGAACUCGAAGACACGUGACCUGCGUCGGUUAAAGCGGGCGCGCGCGUGCGCGGAGUAUGUUUUUUGGCGUGAGACUUGUUUUUAAAAACAAGGGACGUAAUUGAGUAAUGUACUAUCUUGCAUAUAUCGUUUUUUUUACGUUGAAUGAUCCUGCUCUGUGUGUUUUGAUGGACUGACAGUCUCUACAAACAGAUUUGUGCUUUCGGAGUCGGUGUUUGUGCUCUCGCGAGAGCGGUUGUAAACGGUGCAAUUUGUGUAAUAUUUCUUUAAUGUGUAAAUGUAAGGAUGUAAAAAAAAAAAAAAAAAAAAAAAAAAAAAAAACCAUAAUCAUUGUCAUAAACCUGAUGUUUUCCUUUGUCCGGGUGGAGAGAAAGCGGACACUUGUGCUUUCUAGAGAAUUACAGCAUUGGGGUGAAUGGAAUUAAAUUAAAUCAAUUCAGUAAUAUAA
Molecule: messenger RNA, 9545 nt
Organism: Puntigrus tetrazona (Sumatra barb)
Lineage: Eukaryota; Metazoa; Chordata; Actinopteri; Cypriniformes; Cyprinidae
Gene: myo9ab
Product: myosin IXAb
Exons: 45
Coding region: 235-6882 (2215 amino acids)
Biological process (GO): intracellular signal transduction
Cellular component (GO): myosin complex
Molecular function (GO): protein binding; GTPase activator activity; ATP binding
Source: RefSeq, a predicted model, not a curated record